CGGCCAUUGUGGUGGCGGCGGUGGCGGAUCAUUUUGUUCCGACUCUUCAGAACAGCGAGUUGUUGGAGUUAGAAGACAUGACACACGUCCGCUGGGCUUGAGGCUAGGACACCUGCUUCUCCGUGUCACCUCUUUCAGCAGAAGCACGGAAGUGCACUGUAUUACCUGGCACGAAAGUUCCGGGAGCUUCGUGGAAAACGGCUUGGCUUCUGUGAGACGGAGUUUGGUGGGUGUCUUGGAGCUUGACCCCAUCCAACAGUUCCUAUGGAACUGAACCAGUCUUCAGGUCAAGGUGAUAGAGCCACACUGUUGGGUGAGACCAGCUGCCCAUUGAAAGUCACCGAGGACAUCUUGUUUGUGUGCUGUUCCUGCACCUAUGUCACCAGAGAUCAGCGUGUAAUUGUGAGCCACCUGACUGCCCAUGGUGAUGAACAAUCCAAGUGCCAGCAUCCUUCCAUGUCUGGCUCUAAGUCCCAAGUGCUUGGCAACAUUCAAAAGCACAAGGGUGAAAAGCCAUUUAAGUGCAAGCUCUGCCCCCGAGAGUUUGCUUAUAACUCCCUUCUGACCUGUCAUUAUCGAACACACACUGGUGAAAAGCCAUUUAAGUGCAUGGAAUGCCCCAAAGCCUUUGCUCUAAAUUCCCAUCUGCAAAGCCAUAAUCGAACACACACUGGUGAAAAGCCAUUUAAGUGCAAGCAGUGCCCCCAAGCCUUUGCUGAUAAUUCGUGUCUGAGAAUUCAUAAUCGAACUCACACUGGUGAAAAGCCAUUCAAGUGCAAGCAGUGCCCCAAAGCCUUUACUCAGAGUAGCCACCUGGUCCGUCACAAUCAAACACACACAGGUGAAAAGCCAUUUAAGUGCAAGCUCUGCCCCCGAGAGUUUGCUUAUAAUUUCCUUCUGACCUGUCAUUAUCAAACACACACUGGUGAAAAGCCGUUUAAGUGCAUGCUAUGCCCCAAAGCCUUUUCUCAAAAUUCCAGUCUGCAAAGCCAUAAUCGAACUCACACUAAAAAAAAAUUGUUUAAGUGCAAGCUUUGCCCCAAAGCCUUUACUCAGAGUAAAAAUCUGAUCUACCACAAUCGAACACACACGGGUGAAAAGCCAUUUAAGUGCAAGCUUUGCCCCAAAGAGUUUGCUCGUAAUUCCCUUCUGACCUACCAUAAUCGUUUGCACACUGGUGAAAAGCCAUUUAAGUGCAUGCAAUGCCCCAAAGCCUUUGCUCUAAAUUCCCAUCUGCAAAGCCAUAAUCGAACGCACACUGGCGAAAAGCCAUUUAAGUGCAAGCAAUGCCCCCAGGCCUUUGCCCAAAAUUGUCAUCUGCAAGCCCAUAAUCGAAUGCACACUGGUGAAAAGCCAUUUAAGUGCAUGCAAUGCCCCAAAGCCUUUGCUCUAAAUUCCCGUCUGCAAAACCAUAAUCGAACACACACUGGUGAAAAGCCAUUUAAGUGCAAGCAGUGCCCCCAGGCCUUUGCUCACAAUUGUCAUUUGCAAACCCAUAACCGAAUGCAUUGUGGUGAAAGGCCAUUUAAAUGCAAGCAGUGCCCCCAAGCCUUUGCUAAUAAUUCGUGUCUGAGAAUUCAUAAUCGAACUCACACUGGUGAAAAGCCAUUCAAGUGCAAGCAGUGCCCCAAAGCCUUUACUCAGAGUAGCCACCUGGUCCGUCACAAUCGAACACACACAGGUGAAAAGCCAUUUAAGUGCAAGCAAUGCCCCAAAGCCUUUACUCAAAAUUGUUAUCUCAGGCGCCAUUAUCAAACACACACUGGUGAAAAACCAUUUAAGUGUGAACAGUGCCCCCAAGCCUUUGCUCGAAAUUCCCUUCUACGAAGCCAUAAUUAUUUGCACAUUGCUGAAAAGCUAUUGAAGUGCAAGCAGGGCCCCUUAGCCUUUUUUGAAAAUUCCUCUGCAAAGCCAUAAUCGAAUGCACACAGGUGAAAAGCCAUUUAAGUGUAAGCAGUGCCCCCAAAGCUUUUCUGAUAAUACCAGUCUGACCCGUCAUCAUCGAAAACUGUUGAAGAGAAUCGAGGGUCUUUAACUUUUUUUUUACUGUGCUGAAAUUUUCUAUAUUGAUGUACUUCUCAGUGGUGAUUUCAAAUAUGCAAUUAGUUUUCAGAUAGCCUUAAUAGAUCCUGAGUUAUCAAUAAAUUUGCAAUUUUAAUUAGGCCCUUGUUACGGGUCGUUAGCGUAAAUUUCUUCGAAAUAUAUCGUAAAUAUUUAUAGAAUUUCAUUAACUCACAUGCUUUGUGUAGUGAUGCUAUUUUUGUUGCUUUAUAAGUCAUACAAUAAUUCUAAUUAAUUAGUCCCACAGUCUUAGUCACUUUUAACCCAUAUGAAGAACCUAAUAAAAAUUUCAUAUUUAUUGAUAACUCAGAAUCUACUAAAGCUAUCUGAAAACUAGUUGCAUAUUUGAAAUCACUAGUUAGAAAUACACCAGUAUUGUAAAUUUCAGCACGAUAAAUGAAAAAUAAAAAAGUGAGAUUUUCGUCCCCCCUUUAAAACCUUACAAGUGCAAACAAUCCCCCGAAAGCUUUGCUCAGUAUAGUUUAUCCGCCAGAACCAAAUGCAUAUGUGCAGAAUGCCUUGCGGAUCAUCGUAAGUUGAGCCUGGCCAGUGUGUGAUCAUUUCACUCAAGGAAAACUUUGACUUUUCAUUAAAAGCAUGUAUAUACCGAAGUGCAAGAUAGGUCCCAAGGCCCUUGUUCAGAUUAAUAGUGAAACUCUCCGGACUGAAGCACUUCUGCAUAUUAAAGGAGCUGUGUAACUAUUAAUGCUGCUUUGCUUAAAUAAAUUAGAAGUUGGUGUCUCAA
Molecule: messenger RNA, 2806 nt
Organism: Ixodes scapularis (black-legged tick)
Lineage: Eukaryota; Metazoa; Arthropoda; Arachnida; Ixodida; Ixodidae
Product: zinc finger protein 525
Exons: 4
Coding region: 265-1917 (550 amino acids)
Biological process (GO): regulation of transcription by RNA polymerase II
Molecular function (GO): RNA polymerase II cis-regulatory region sequence-specific DNA binding; DNA-binding transcription factor activity, RNA polymerase II-specific
Source: RefSeq, a predicted model, not a curated record